AUGCAACGAACUCGAUUUCAUUGAGAGAAAAACAGUUGGAGAAACCGGACGUGAGACACAAACAUGACGUCGUUGCAUUUUGGUUGGUUGGUUCUGACCUGGGCAAUUAUCGGACAUCCCGACAACAUCCAGGGACAGUCUGCUGUUAUCACAGGCCCAGUUAUAGGAAUCUUGACACAAGAAGUGGAUAUCGAUUUGAUUUCCGUUCCACCAGGAGCCAUCAGCUUUCACUUGAUUUCCUACGUCAAAUGGCUGAAGACCCAAAACGCCACAAUUGUGCCCAUAAGAAUAAAUCAAACCGAUUCUUAUUACACGACCAUCUUCAACUCCAUCAACGGAUUGAUCAUUCCCGGAGGAUCGGCCAGCAUUCGAUCAUCGGGCUACAGCAAAGCUGGUUCCAUCAUGUACAAUCUGGCCAUCACUGCCAACAACAACGGAGAUUUCUUCCCCAUCUGGGGCACCUGUUUAGGCUUUCAAUUGCUUCUGUAUUUAUCGGCCAGCAAAAAGAGUUACCUGGCCUCAUUUCCGGCUCAGAAAAACGCUCUGCCAUUGAACUUUAGCCCAGGUGCCAGUACCAGUCGGUUGUAUCAACACGCACCGCUGGAUGUGAUGGAUUUGCUGGCCAACUACCAAUCGACGCCCAAUUACCACAACUAUGGCAUAUCACCGCAGAACUUGACACUUUCGGGGUUGGACAAGUUUUACACCAAUUUGGCCACUUCCAUCGAUGACAACGGCGCAACAUUCGUGUCCUCGAUAGAGGCCAAAAGCUAUCCCAUAUGAGGAUCGCAAUUCCAUCCGGAAGCAUCCUCAAGCUGGCCGGCUGCCGUCAAACCUGGAUUGUACUUUGCCGAGUUUUUCGUCAAUCAAAGUCGGAAGAAUCAACAUCGGUUUGCACUUGACGCUAGUUACGUACUAACCAACAUGACGUCGGCAGUCUACCAAGGACCUGGAAAAUCGUCCGCCUUCUUCUUCAAUUAAAAAUUUGUUACAAGGAUCAGACUGGCGAAUUGUAAAGAAAAAAACUGUUUUAGAAUGCA
Molecule: messenger RNA, 1040 nt
Organism: Daphnia pulicaria
Lineage: Eukaryota; Metazoa; Arthropoda; Branchiopoda; Diplostraca; Daphniidae
Product: gamma-glutamyl hydrolase A-like
Exons: 6
Coding region: 64-783 (239 amino acids)
Biological process (GO): tetrahydrofolylpolyglutamate metabolic process
Cellular component (GO): vacuole
Molecular function (GO): gamma-glutamyl-peptidase activity
Source: RefSeq, a predicted model, not a curated record